AUGGCAAAAGACAUCUGUGGACAAAAGAGCUGCGAAACGUUGGGUGUGGCUGAUGUUGGGACAAUGUGUGACCCCAAGAGAAGUUGUUCAGUCAUUGAGGACAAUGGCCUGCAGGCUGCCUUUACAGCUGUACAUGAGCUUGGUCAUGUGCUGAGUAUGCCUCAUGAUGACUCCAAGACAUGUGAGAGGCUGUUUGGAGAUUUAGGAGGACACUACCUGAUGGCUCCUGUGUUUGUCAGCCUCAACAAGACAGAGCCUUGGUCUCCCUGCAGCGCUCUAUAUCACAGAGUUUUUGACAAUGGGCAUGGGGACUGUUUAUUAGAUGUCCCAGAAAGGUCCUUGCCAUUGCCAAAGGAGCUACCAGGUGUCAAGUACAGCUUGGACCAACAGUGCCAGCAAAUCUUUGGAGAAGAUUUCCUACACUGCCCCAACAUGUCAGACAGUGAUGUUUGCAGCCAGCUUUGGUGCCAGGAGGACGGGACUUCACAGUGCUCCACUAAAAAUGGCAACUUACCCUGGGCUGAUGGCACACCAUGUGACAUCACUGGCACCUGUCGCCAUGGAACCUGCAUGUUAAUGGAAAAGAUGAUGAAGCCACUGAUAGUGGUGGACGGUGGCUGGAGCUUUUGGGGACCAUGGCAACAGUGCUCCAAAACCUGUGGAGGGGGAGUGGAGUUUUCCUACAGAGAGUGUACUGACCCUGUACCUGAGAAUGGAGGAAAGUACUGUGAGGGUCAGAGGAUUCGGUACCAGUCCUGCAACUCUCAGCCGUGUGAUAACAACAAAGGAAAGAGUUUCAGAGAAGAGCAAUGUGAGAAGUACAACAGCCUGAAUUUCCUGGACUACAAUGGGAACAUGAAACAGUGGAUACCAAAAUAUGCUGGUGUUUCUCCCAGGGAUAGGUGUAAGCUGAUAUGUAGAGCCAGAGGAAGCAGUGAAUUUAAGGUUUUUGAAUCUAAGGUGACUGAUGGCACAACAUGUGGCCCUGACACCACAUCAGUGUGUGUUCGAGGCCAGUGUGUAAAAGCAGGGUGUGACCAGGUGAUUGGAUCUUUUAAAAAGGUGGACAAGUGUGGAGUUUGUGGGGGGAAUGGGGUCAACUGCCAAAAGAUUACAGGUUUUUACAACAAAGCAAUUUUUGGAUACAGUGACAUUAUUACAAUUCCAAUUGGUGCCACUAACAUUGAUAUCAAACAGCGGGGCCACAGAGGACUUAAACAUGAUGGCAACUACCUGGCCAUUAAAAAAGACUGCGGUGGCUACGUAUUGAAUGGGAACUUUUCUAUAUCUACAGUAGAGCAGGACAUUUUUGUGCUGGGUGCUGUGCUGAAAUACAGUGGGUCCUCUACCACUUUGGAGCGAAUCCAAAGCUUUGGGCAACUAAAGGAGGACAUCACCAUCCAAAUCCUGGCCACUGUGGGGGGUGUUAAUCCUCCAAAAGUCAAAUACACUUUUUUCAUCCCAAGAGAUGUGACAUUCAAUAAAUCCAAGGAAAACAAAGACUCAUCACAGAUUUUACAUAUGAUAUAUCCCUUUGGGGAGCCUGAAUGGGUAAUUGGAGAGUGGUCUGAAUGCUCCAAGAGCUGCAAUUCUGGAUGGUCCAGGAGGAGCAUUGAAUGCACAGACAAUGCAGGCUUUCUUUCCAGUCAGUGUGACAAAGAUCUGAAACCCAUGGAUAUCAGGCCUUGUGGGGAUCUACCAUGCCCUAUAUGGCAGAUGGGACCUUGGUCUUCCUGCUCACAAACUUGUGGCCAGGGAGAGCGUCGCCGCAGUGUGUUCUGCAUAGACUACACUGGCAUGACUGUCGAGCCAGAGAAGUGUGAUCCGAAAAAAAUCCCAGAGCCAGUCUCUGGAGAAUGUCUCAAUCAGGAGUGCUUAUGAAGAACAACAUAAGAAAAUUUUGCAACUCUGGGUGGAUUAUUUAACAGACAGGCCCAGAAAGUAAGUACCAAAAUGACUAGAAACAGACACAAAGUGACAACAAAGACAUUAAAGCAGGUAUGAAGUGUUUUAGAUAGGGCCUUGGUCUUGAUGCCUUUGAAAUUAAGUCCAAGGUAAGAGGGUCUGCAGAGUCUUCUGCCUACUUUAGCCAGAAAAGUACAUUGGAAUAAAACCGUAGAGACAGUUGUCUGAAAAUAUGUCUCCACGGACAGCUUAUGAGGAAUAGUGAAGCACAGUGAACUUUUCUAUUUUGGUCUGAAUGCAUUAUCAUUUUUGUGGAAAUAUUCUUAAAAAGAAAUCAACUGGAGAUCAUCAGUGAUAAACCAUCUCAAAGUUUACUUUCGUGUCGACAUGAAGUGGAUCACAAUUACACUACAUCUAAGAGGUAAGGCACAUGUUACUAUGUACAAAGUAUCCACUGAAGGACUGAGGACACAAGACCUGUAUUUAUAACCUGUUACAAACCCCCACUUGACUGGUGAUAUUCAUGAGUUCAGUUAACUCCCCUUUACUUCCUUAACAAUGUUCCUGUGGUCACCACAGUAAAACCCCCACCAUUUAAUAACCAAAUGCUUGAUGACCCCCCAGGAACAACCCUCACCCAGGGGCACAACAUGUCUUGACAAACAAAAAAAUUUCCCGCAUCAUCCAUGGAUGGAGUACUGAACAGGCAUGUUGGGCAUAGCUUCAGGGGUCCAAUGGAAGAGGGGACAUACUGUAAUGACUUUAUAGAAAGUGCAAACAUACAAACUGCAAAAUGAGACAGAAAAAACACAGUGUGCAAAGCAACUAGAAAGAAAUCUACAAUUACUUUAGCGCAAAGAAAAACAUUAAAUGGCACGCAUAAACUUAAAUAAAACAAAUGUUGGGUUAAUUAAAUUUAUCUCAAGCUACUAGUUGAAAACAAUAGAAAUUGAUCAGAGUGCUUUUCAUUAGAGAACAAUGCCUAGUCAAAACAUACAAAUAUUGUACACACACAAAUAUAAAAACUGUACAUGGAUAAACACAAAAUAAGAGGGUAUAUAAAUAUACAGUGCAAACAUAAACACAACUCAUAGUCAAAGACAAAGACAACAUACAAUAAGUCUAAGGCUGGUUAACAGCUAAUGUAUAAAAAUAAAACUCUUCGGUGGCACAUAUUGGCGUUGGUGCAGCCUUAAUAUGUAUGGUGGAAUGGUGGAUGGAAGUCUAAGGGCAGCUACUGCAAAGGCUUCGUCGCAUUUGAGCUUUAGUGUCGCAUAGUUAGUGUGUGGAGGUUCAGGGGCCUAAACAAUUAAACACAUAAUAACAAAACAAUACAACCUUUUACAAGGUUGUACUUCCUAACAUUUUCAAAGAAGUGUCUGAACUGAAUUGAAUAGUCAUAUUGUGGGAUGCUAUAGGCAUGAUUAUUUAGGGUAGUUAAAGAGUGAUAUUAGAACAUGGGGAACAAGCAGCCAGCAGCCACCCCGACUGGCACCGGAGAAAUAAAAUACCAUUAAUAGACACUAAUGCACUGAAAACAUGCAGCAGAUACAAUAGUUAAAAACAGUAAUGAGCAAUAAAAAGUUGUCAUCGUUUAAAUUUAGCAUCUGACAAGAUUGUUGGCUUUAGGUGACACAUAAGGUGUCACCUAAGGAGUUGAAUUCUUAUUUAAGUUCCAAAGUCUAUGGGCUGCAUACAUUAAAUAUGUUUUGCUUUUGUUUGUGUCAUUAGAAGAUUAAUAGUUUUAGGUAAAGACAAGUGUUGUGUGUGUGUCAUAUGUGUGUCAUAUAUUGUUUCAAAUGGACUUUGUACUACAAUUUUGCACAUGUAACACUGUGGACCUGCUUUGAAAGCUUCACUGUGAAAUGAUCUCUUUAAAGCAAAUAUUAAUAUGACUAACAACUGA
Betta splendens (Siamese fighting fish) is the source of this 3811-nucleotide messenger RNA. Its product is annotated as A disintegrin and metalloproteinase with thrombospondin motifs 8-like. Gene Ontology annotation, molecular function: zinc ion binding; metalloendopeptidase activity. Bases 1 to 1881 code for a protein of 626 amino acids. The transcript has 8 exons. The record is from RefSeq and is a predicted model, not a curated record. NCBI's taxonomy places the organism in Eukaryota, Metazoa, Chordata, Actinopteri, Anabantiformes, Osphronemidae. Gene Ontology annotation, biological process: extracellular matrix organization; proteolysis.